Molecule: messenger RNA, 5207 nt
Organism: Ochotona princeps (American pika)
Lineage: Eukaryota; Metazoa; Chordata; Mammalia; Lagomorpha; Ochotonidae
Gene: ZNF281
Product: zinc finger protein 281
Exons: 2
Coding region: 382-3120 (912 amino acids)
Biological process (GO): regulation of transcription by RNA polymerase II
Cellular component (GO): nucleus
Molecular function (GO): DNA-binding transcription factor activity, RNA polymerase II-specific; RNA polymerase II cis-regulatory region sequence-specific DNA binding
Source: RefSeq, a predicted model, not a curated record
CACGCCACGCCGCAGAACGGGGCCUCCCGCCCCGCUCCCCAACUUCCCGCCCCGCCGCGCGCCUCGCCAAUCAGGCCGGCGCGCUCGGGAGCCCCGCCGACGGUCGCCCCCCAACAACAGGCCCCCGCACCGCACGCCCCAUCUCCGCCCAACCGCCCCGGUGAUUGACGGGCCGGCCGGGCGGAAGCUGCGGCGCAGGCGCCCUGACUCGGCAGCGCUCCCCUCUUGGCCGGGUCGAGGAGUUCCCAGCAGACACCGCGCCGCGGCUGCGCAGUCCCGGGGAGGCUUUUAAUUCCAUUGUGGAGAGGACGGCGUUAUUUUUAUUAACUGGAGGCGACGGCGGCUGCGGCGGCGGCAGGACCCCCAGGCCUCCUCCGGGGCAUGAAAAUCGGCAGUGGGCUCCUGAGUGGCGGCGGUGGGACCGGCAGUAGCGGUGGUAGCGGCUCCGGCGGCGGCAGCGGCGGCGGCGGCGGCGGCGGCGGCCGGCGAGCGGACAUGGAGCCCACCUUUCCCCAGGGUAUGGUUAUGUUCAACCACCGGCUGCCCCCGGUCACCAGCUUCACCCGGCCGGCCGGCUCGGCCGCCCCUCCCCCGCCGUGCGUGUUGUCCUCCUCUACCUCCGCAGCCCCGGCCGCCGAGCCCCCCCCUCCGCCAGCCCCGGACAUGACUUUCAAGAAGGAGCCGGCGGCGUCCGCCGCGGCCUUCCCCCCGCAGAGGACCUCCUGGGGCUUCUUGCAGUCUCUGGUUAGCAUCAAACAGGAGAAGCCCGCGGACCCCGACGAGCCGCAGCCGCAGUCCCACCACCACCAUCACCACCACCACUACGGGGGGCUGUUCGCUGGGGCCGAAGAGCGCUCGCCGGGCCUCGGAGGCGGGGAAGGGGGGAGCCACGGCGUCAUCCAGGACCUCAGCCUUCUCCACCAGCACGUCCAGCAGCAGCAGCAGCAGCAGCCAGGCCAGCACCACCGCGACGUGUUACUCAGCGGCAGCAGCGGCGGCGGCGGCGGCAGUGGUGGCGGCAGCGGCAGCAGGACUGAAGACCACCAUGGCAGCCAGGAGCCAAAGCAGGACGCGACCGUCAAAAAGGCGAAGAGGCCAAAGCCAGAAUCUCAGGGAAUUAAAGCCAAGAGGAAGCCAAGCGCAUCUUCCAAACCUUCUUUGGUCGGAGAUGGAGAAGGUGCCGUCCUCUGCCCCAGUCAGAAACCUCAUAUCUGUGACCACUGCAGCGCUGCUUUCCGGAGCUCCUAUCACCUGCGGAGACACGUCCUCAUUCACACGGGAGAGAGGCCGUUCCAGUGCAGCCAGUGUAGCAUGGGCUUCAUUCAGAAAUACCUCCUGCAGAGGCACGAGAAAAUCCACAGUCGGGAGAAGCCCUUUGGGUGCGACCAGUGCAGCAUGAAGUUCAUCCAGAAGUACCACAUGGAGAGACACAAGAGGACGCAUAGUGGAGAAAAGCCAUAUAAAUGUGACACCUGCCAACAGUAUUUUUCAAGGACUGAUAGGCUGUUGAAGCACAGGCGCACCUGUGGGGAAGCCAUCGCUAAAGGAGCCGCUGGUGCAGAACCUGGGGCAUCCAACCACAGCGGCGGUGUGGGCAGCCUGGCUGUGUUGUCUCAGGGAAACUCCAGUUCCUCGAGGAGGAAAGCGAAGUCGAAAAGCAUAGCGAUUGAAAACAAGGAACACAAGACUGGGAAGGCCAAUGAGUCGCAAGUUUCCAACAGUAUACACAUGCCGAGUUACACGGUCGAGAUGCCCAGCGUGUCUUCCAGCGGUGGUCUCAUGGGCACCGGCAUAGAUGAGCUGCAGAAGAGGGUGCCAAAGCUGAUCUUCAAGAAAGGCAGCAGGAAGAGUACAGACAAAAACUACCUGAACUUCGUGUCCCCGCUACCAGACCUGGUGGGUCAGAAAGCCCUGUCGGGAAAGCCAGGUGGCUCGCUUGGCGUCGUGUCGAAUAGCAGUGUGGAGAGCAUCGGUCUCCUCCAGGGUGCAGGUGGCAAGCAGGGGCAGAUCAGUAGUAAUUAUGAUGAUGCCAUGCAGUUUUCCAAGAAAAGAAGAUACUUACCAACUGCCAGCAGCAACAGUGCCUUCUCUAUCAACGUGGGCCACAUGGUCUCCCAGCAGUCGGUCAUUCAGGCCGCCGGGGUCAGUGUCUUGGACAAUGAGGCGCCACUGUCACUUAUUGACUCCUCAGCGCUCAAUGCUGAAAUCAAGUCUUGUCACGACAAGUCCGGCAUUCCCGAUGAGGUUCUCCAGAGCAUUUUGGAUCAGUAUUCCAGCAAAUCCGAAAGCCAGAAGGAGGAUCCUUUCGACAUCGCAGAACCGCGAGUGGGUUUGCACACCUCGGGAGAACAUUCGGAACUGGUUCAAGAAGAGAAUUUGAGCCCAAGCACCCAAACUUCUUCAAAUGACAAAGCAAGCAUGUUGCAAGAAUACUCCAAAUACCUCCAGCAGGCUUUUGAGAAAUCCACGAAUGCAGGUUUUACCCUCGGGCACGGUUUCCAGUUUGUCAGUUUGUCCUCACCUCUCCACAACCACACUUUAUUUCCAGAGAAACAGAUAUACACUACGUCUCCUUUGGAGUGUGGUUUCGGCCAGUCUGUUACCUCAGUGUUGCCAUCCUCAUUGCCAAAGCCUCCUUUUGGGAUGUUGUUUGGAUCUCAGCCAGGUCUUUACCUGUCUGCUCUGGAUGCUGCCCAUCAGCAGUUGACCCCUUCCCAGGAGCUGGACGACCUGAUAGAUUCUCAGAAGAAUUUAGAGACUUCAUCAGCCUUCCAGUCCUCAUCUCAGAAACUGACCAGCCAGAAGGAACAACAGAAAAACUUGGAGUCCUCCACGAGCUUUCCGAUCCCAUCUCAGGAGUUAGCUAGCCAGAUCGAUCCUCAGAAAGACAUAGAGCCUAGAACAACGUACCAGAUCGAGAACUUUGCACAAGCGUUCGGUUCUCAGUUUAAGUCGGGCAGCAGGGUGCCAAUGACCUUUGUCACUAACUCUAAUGGAGAAGUGGACCAUAGGGGCAGGACCUCGGUGUCAGAUUUCUCAGGGUAUACAAAUAUGAUGUCUGAUGUGAGUGAGCCAUGUAGUACACGAGUAAAGACGCCCACCAGCCAGAGUUACAGGUAAGGUCCAGCAAGCGGCCAGGCCGGGGGGCCUCGAAUGGAAUUUUGUUUUAUUUUGAGAACACUGCCAUUGGAAUGUUUCUACACGAUCCUAUUAAGAAUAAUGUAAUGCCCUUUCAAUGCAACUUUUCAUAUUCAGUUUAUUUUGUUAGUGUGAUUUUAGCUCUGUUUGUAUUAUGAUUUUUAAUCAAAAUCAAUAGAUUAAAGAUAGUUUGACAUUCAAAGUGACAAUGUUUAGCAAUCAAAUUUACAUGUAUAGGUUGUCAGGGAAUAGCCCAAAAGUUUUAAACGCAAAAACAAAAAACUCUACAAAAAGCUUAAAAGGAAAAACAAACAAAAAAAAUCUUUGUUGCUAGGAUUAAGGUUAUUCUAAUUGCUUUACUCUCAGGAAAGUAAUAACGCAUGGGAACUCUGUACGUUAUCGCUGUAAUGGAAUAUCCACCUUACAGAUAGUGUGAUAUACAUUUCAUCUUUUAAGUAAGGGAUCGAAAACAUUUCAGAUUGCUCUGUCUGGGCCGAAAUGUUAGACAUUUCAUCAUUUAAGUAAGGGAUUUGUAAAAAAACAUUUCAAAUCGCUGUCUCCAUCUGGGCUGAUCCAAAGUUCUGAGAUUGUUGGCUACCUAUAUUUUGUUGCAGCUUUGAAAUGUACUCUGAACUUCCAAACCACAUUCAUUCCAGCCUGGUAGAACAAAUAUUCUUGGAUCUUUGAUCAAAGCCUGGAAUGAUAGCUUUAAUAAGAGAAGGAAAAAAAAAAAGCACCCUGUGUUGACGCUAACUGUAACAAGGCUGUAAUUCCAUGAAGUGAUUCUACUGCUUCGAGGGCAGGGCGGUUGGUUCCAGUGGUAGCUCCAGAGUUGGAAUCACAUAGGAUGCCGAGAUGUGGGUCUGCAUUAUUUAUUAUACGUGGCCUGAGAUGUUCUCUUCUCUGUGCUGUUACCUGUCCACCCUUACGUCUGCUGGUGUUCUCGUUCCUGAACUCCCCUCCUAAGAGUUCUGGACCUUCCCUCUCCCCACUUCUCCCUGUCUGGACAGUUUCAGUUUUAAAAUGACUUACAUUCCAAUAGAUAAUCGAUUAUGCCUUUUACAUAUGCCUCAUGGCAUCCAAAUACUAAACAAAUAGAAUAAGCAUCCCUAAAGCACCCACCUUUUUUGUGUGUGUCUUACAAAAAGCCGCAUGCUGAUUUCCGUGUGUAGUAGAGCCCUAUGUACUUGGAGCUACAGGUACUAAGAAGAUUGCAAUCCCAGCUGGUAAUGUAGCUCAUGUGAGGGAUGAAUGUAGUAAUGACAUCAGAACGACAUCUUUGUGUGUACUGGUGACAUCAGAACCUCUUUGUGAAAUUGCAGCCUUGAACGUCCAUGGGGAAAGGGUGCGUCAGUCAGUAUUGUACAGGGAUCUUGUCAAGUCAUCAGAACUCACUGCGAACGCUUAUUGCCAUUGGAAGCUACUGAUAGGCAGUGGCUCUGCUCUAAACCACUUUUUAGCAAUUGUAUUUUUCUUGAUUAUAUAUUUUUAAUGUACUUUGAUGUUUAUGCUGAUGAGUUUUUUAUGUACUUUUGGUGAUGUUUCAGUCUUAUGUACUCUUCUGACGUCAGAAAAGUGCCACUGGUUGUUUGCAGUCUUAUUGUGUAAUCAGCCUACCACAGGCUUCCAUGUAUAAUAAAGUAAUUAAUAUUGUGCAAGUGUAAAACACUUCUGUUAUAAAAGCAGUGUUUGGAAAAUAAGAAAUUAUUAAAAAAAUGGUUACAAAAUAUUAGUUAAUUUCCUUUCCCCACUUUCUUCCCUUUAGCUUUAACAGCUGAAGGAUCUUUGCAAGAUUCUUAGAAAAUGUGUUUAAUCCUCUUAAAUACCACUCAGUACUAAAAGUCUGUAUGAUUUUGGUAAGUGUGGUAAGUUCUGUUGGGUACAGAGUACAAAGGAUGGAGAGGACCUUUUCCACUGUAUCUCUAAGCUGUAUGAUUUUUCUCCAGUUUUUUGUUUCAUAAAAGUUUUGAAUUUCUUUAACUUUUAUUGUGUGUACUGAAUACUGCAUAUGUAUUAUUCUGAUUGUUUGCUCUAGUUUACUACCAAUAAAAGUCCUGUUAAUCACAAAA